Molecule: messenger RNA, 692 nt
Organism: Leptopilina boulardi
Lineage: Eukaryota; Metazoa; Arthropoda; Insecta; Hymenoptera; Figitidae
Exons: 2
Coding region: 80-391 (103 amino acids)
Source: RefSeq, a predicted model, not a curated record
AGACGCGAAACAAUCUUCCAACAUCAUUCGAGUAUCGAGCAGAACAACAAGUACACAUCAACUAUCCUCAAUUAUCAACAUGAAGUGCAUUGCAGCAAUCCUUCUUCUGGCUUUGGCCGCCGUCGCUUUAGCUGAAACAAAGCCAGUGGAAGUGGAGAAGACCCAAGGAGCAAAACAAGUGGUGUCUGGACCGGAAGUCGAAAAUUCAGUUGUGUCAGGGAGAAGUAAGAGAGGAUACGUUCUAAGCGCAUACAGCGCUCCAGUUGCGUACAGCGCAUACACAGCACCAGUUGCAUACAGCGCAUACACCAAUUAUCCCUAUGCGUACUCGGCAUAUUCAUCUUACCCUUACUACGCAUCUGGCUACAGUGCACCCUACUAUUACGUCUAGACAACAAUCUUUUCAUGGCUAUCAAAAAAGAAAAAAAUAGAAAACAAAAUUUAUCAUUUUUUUCGCAUUGAUUAAUGAACAAGAAACAUCCGGCAAGAAAUCAUCAUUUCUCAGUUAUAUCGCACACGAGUCAAUUUUCCCCUUAUAAAUAAGAUUCAUUGAAAAUUUUUUGAUAAAAAUAAUUGCGGACUAUGAGAAAUAAAUAUAUAAAGAAUGUAAAUGCAGAAAAGAAGGAAAAAAGAAAAAUACUAACGAAAAUAGAACACACUGUAUAUUGAAAAAUAAACAUUUAUCUCCUAUA